CAUGAGGAGCUGCCGAAUGAACGUGUGAACCCGCCUCGCUGAUGUUUAUGGAUGAGCUGGCCGGUGUCAGUGUGGACAUGGCGGCGCUGCUCCCACACACGUUGAGUGUUCACCUCUCCGUGGAAAUCCGCCACCACAGGACGCCACUUUUUGGGUUUUGUCGCUGCUAACAGGAAACAUUCAUGGUGAUGGAGGGUGAAGAUGACAAUGCCACAGCCGCCGUGACUGACACCAAGAAAGGCGGCGCUGUCGAAGCUAGCCGAGCGAACCUCGACAGGCAGCCGGACACGGUGGCCCUCAGAGCGGGCACGAAUCGGACUGCGGGUCGCGGCAGCCGCAGUGCUCCCGGAGCUGCGACCGGGAUCCGGGUGCUAAAGCGCAACAUGAAGAGGAAUGGAAGUGGGACCUGCAUGACCAGAAAGAGCCGGUUUGGGUCACGAGAGCGGGACUGGCUCAAGGGUGACACUAAACGUGGAUGUGUGUGUCUGUAUGGUGGGACAGUGGAGCCCCAGCCCUCUUCCUCUGGUCCUCAGACCUCCUCCACCCCUCAAAUAGACCUACAGCUGGUACUCUGCUCGACCAGCACUACAGUGGAAGAGCUGUGUGCCCAGCGGGAGGGAAAAGCACUCUAUGUUCAGCUGCAUGGAGACCUUGUCAGGAGACUGGACCCUUCUGAGCGUCCACUCCAAAUGGUGUACGACUAUCUGGCAGCUAUGGGCUACACAGAUCCUGUACGUGUGCAGCAAGUGGCAGCCAAUUCAGACCUGAGCUGUUUGAUCCGUUUCUACAGUGAACGUCCAGUGAAUCCAGACCAGCAGGAGCGGACCGUACUUAAAGGCAUCUUCAGCGUCAGGAAGGGCAAGACGCAACUGCACAAGUGGGCGGAGCGGCAGGUCAUUCUGUGCGGCACCUGUCUAAUCGUGGCCUCUGUCAAAGACUGCCUGAGUGGGAAGAUGCACAUCCUGCCCCUAGUAGGGGGGAAGGUGGAGGAAGUGAAGAGAAGGCAGCACUGUCUCAUGUUCAGCUCGGCUGGAUCACAGGCCCAGACAUGCUUUGUCAUCUUUGACACGCUUGUGGAGUACCAGCGAUGGCUUCGGCAAGCUUCAAAAGUGGUGUCUCAGACAGUCAGCCUGGUGGACCUGUCCUGCUACAGCCUGGAAGUGGUUCCUGAAUAUUUGUUUAACUGCCAGGAUAUCACCCACCUCAAUCUUCGACACAACUUCAUGAGCCUACAGGGGCCUGGAGGCCUUCUCAACCUCCCCAGGUUUUCCCAGUUGAAGAGUCUGAACCUGUCUCAUAACAGAUUGGGUGUUUUCCCUGAAUGUGUGUGUGAGAUUCUCACCUUGACUGAGCUUAACCUCUCCUGUAAUAAUCUGCACACUGUCCCUGUGCAGAUCAGGAACCUUCAGAGUCUGCAGACAAUGUCUUUGGAUGGAAACCACCUCAGCUCCCUGCCCGAAGAGCUUGGCAGCCUGUCCCAGCUCAACAAUUUGGGACUCUCCUUCAACAACUUCUGUCAUAUCCCUGCUGUGCUGGAGAAACUCAGCGCAGUGGAUAGGCUGGCUAUGGCUGGGAACAGAGUGGAGAGUCUGGAACUGCACACUCUGGUCAGAAUGAGCCACCUGAAAAACAUUGACCUCCGGCUGAACGGGCUGUGCUGGGUGAAAAGUGAGGUUCUGGAGAUGGUGAACCAGAUAAUCCAGCUGGACUUGCGAGACAAUUGCUUGACAUCCCUUGACCUAAGCUCAGUCUGCAACUUGGAGACACUGCACUGCCAACAUAACCAGCUGAGGACGCUAACGCUUAGCGGAUUCACACUCCGUAUGCUUCAUGCUAGCUUCAAUCGCCUUUCGACAGUCAGCAUCUAUCCAGUCCCUCACCAGCUGACACACAUGGACCUAUCACAGAAUAUUUUGGAGUAUCUUCCUGACUGGGUGUGUGACUGCCGAAAACUUGAGAUUCUGGACGUCUCUCAUAAUAUCGUCUCUGAGCUUCCUUCGAGACUGCUCAACAGCCUGAGUUUGAGAAGGCUACUUGCAGGAAACAAUCGUUUGCAGAGAGUGCCAAACCUACUUGACCACAUCCCUCUGGAAGCCUUGGACCUCCAGCACAACAAGCUGACCGAGCUCUCAGAGACUCUCUUUUACAAAGCCUUAAACCUAAAAUAUUUAAAUGUUUCAGCCAAUGCCCUGCAAAGUAUUCCUCCCUGCAGCCAAUCAGAGGAGAGCCUGAGCAUGCUCCAGGAAAUCUACCUGACGGGGAACAAUCUGACUGAGGACUGUGGCACUCAGUUGGUUGGACACCACCACCUACGAAUCCUCCACAUCGCCUACAACCAGUUAACCUCCUUCCCUGCCAGUAAGCUGAGUAAACUGGAGCUGCUGGAGGAGUUAAAUCUAAGUGGCAACAAAUUAAAGACCAUUCCAUCCACUGUGUUCAGCUGUAAAAGACUACACACCCUCAUCGCACACUCCAACCACAUUUCUGUCUUCCCAGAGAUCCUCAACCUGCCUGAGAUCAAGCUUGUCGAUCUGAGCUGCAAUGAGCUGACUGAAAUCCAGCUCCCAGACUCCCUGCCAGCCUCUUUGCAAGAACUGGACUUGACUGGAAACACUAGUUUGAUGCUGGAACACAAAACCCUCAACCUCUUCAGUCACAUCACCACCCUGAAGUUGGACCAGAAGUCAACAAUGACAGGAGGAGAUCCCCUGAGCACCUCUGCUCCCUGGAACCACAGUUAUUCUGAAAUGAGUGGCCAAAGGAACAAGUUGUGUGUCUCUGUGCUGGCGGUAGACAGAUUUAGAGACAACGUGGACUCAUGUUAUGGCAUCUUUGAUGGAGACCGCAAUGAAGAAGUGCCUCGUCUGCUGCAGUGCACCAUGGGGGAUGUGCUGUGUGAGGAACUCCAGCACUCUUGCGUUGACAGUGUGUACAUGUGCAACACUUUCCUCACCUCACACAGGAAACUGGGUAUGGCUGGACAAAAGCUGGGUGCCUCUGCUUUACUGUGUUAUAUCCACCAUGAGCCUUCAGAACCAAGCGGUUCCUUCAGCCUCACUGUGGCUAACGUGGGUACCUGCCAGGCCGUGUUGUGUCGGGAUGGACAACCUGUCCCACUGUCCAAGGUUUACAGCUUGGAGAGCUGCACUGAAGAGAUGGAGCGAGUUAAGCUCAGUAAAGCCAUUAUUACUGAGGAUAAUAAGGUGAGUGGAGUCACAUGCUGUUCUCGCCUGCUGGGAUGCUCUUAUCUGGCUCCCUGGGUACUCCCCAAGCCAUGGGUGCAUACUGAGCCCCUCUGUUCCCAGGAUGAGUUCUUGAUCUUGGGAAACCGUGCGCUGUUUGAGCGAGUGUCCUACGAGGAGGCUGUUUGCACUGUGCAGGCUGUGCAGGAUCCACGUGCUGCUGCCAAGAAGCUGUGCUCUCUGGCUCAGAGCUAUGGCUGCAAAGACAACAUAGGAGCUGUGGUAGUGUCCUUGCAUAUUGGAGAAGAUAGUUGCACCUGUGAGGCACCGAUCUCCACGACCGUACCCCGGGGUCCCCCUCCAGUACUUUUGCCUGCAUCUGUCACCCCAGGUCCCAGUGAUUCAACAACCCUUUCGUCCAGCAGUGGCAUCAUCUCUGAGUUCAACAGUGAGACAUCCGCUUCAGAGGUGGGUAGUGAAGCAGGGUCCACUGCUUCAGAUGAGCACCCAUCCUCAGUCCCUGCACCCCGCCCGGAGAGACGCUGCAGCCUGCACCCUGCUACUGCACUAUGUGGAAUCAUGGUUCCUGGCUCAGCUCUAACAGGACCCCCCUCAGGCCUAUUUCAUCGACAGCCCUCCGGUGCUACCUUCACUAGUAACCAGUCUGAUAAUGGUUUGGACAGUGACGAUGAAGCUCCACUUGAGGGAGUCAUCUCUAAUGGCAGUAAGCUAGAGGUUGAAGUAGAUAUUCACUGCUGUGCCUUUCAGCUACGAUCUACGGUUCCCAAGAGCCCAAAAGACUUGGACCUUGAAAAGGAUGGUUCUGACUACCCAAAUGGAAAAAUGUGCAGACAGAACAGAGUUGUGGUGUCAACAACAAAUGGCUGCCUGUUAGCUGUUUGUGGGAGAGAGAUUGCAGACCUCAAGAAGUCACCCUCCACAUGUAGCUUGUUUGGAAAAAAGUUGUCAAAUGGUUCUGUUGUAGUCCCCGAGGACAGCCAUAACAUCAUUGAAGUGGCCUUGGAGGCUCCUAAGAAGAAGUCAGGCUACUUCACUGCACCAGCCCAGCAAGAUCCUGAGGACCAACUCAUUGUACCCCCAGACCUGGAGCAGGAAGUCCUUGAGCAACUAAGAAGCCAGAGACCUCUGGUCUCAGGCCCUUCUGCAUUGUCCACACCACCUACAAUAAAGGACCCUGUGUGGGAUCAGCUGCAUCCAACGGCCUUGACCACCAACCUUGUUCCAGUCUCGCACCCACCCUCCAUGUUACAAGAGGUCUAUGAUACUGCCCUCUAAAGGGCAGAUACAGCACAGCCCCAUAUGGCUGCUAUUGUGUCAUUGUGCCAUUCCAUGGAGGUAAAGAAAGGAGUUUUUUUUCACUUGAGAUAUUCCAGUUCAAGUUGCCAUUUAGAACUUUUACAAAGACAAGACGUGUGGGAGACUAUGUGAUGCACAGUUCCAAGAAGAGAAGAUUAUCAGCAUCCCAAUUCUCGAUUUCACAUUGUGAAAAGGAAAGAGUGGUUUGCUAUUAGACAAAACAAAUAAAUCCUGAGCUGAACUAGGAUACCUCAUUUGUUUGAACAUGUCAGCAACAUUUCCCUUUACUUGGAAAGAUGAGCAUUUGAGACUGUGUGUUAUAGGGUCCUGUUCAAUGAGGCCGGCGUCCUUUCCAAGGAGGUUCUUGGAGGUCAGGUCUUGGAGAGAAACCAUAUGACUGAAGCUUGAAAAAGUGCCUCCUGUAGACAACUCAGCCAAGAGCUUAUUGAUGUCCUAGCUGUGUUUGGAGUUGUUAGUUCAUUUUAAAGGUUGGACGUUGUCUUGAAGAGACCAGCCUCCUGUACCCGUGGCUUUUUCAAAUGAGGUCAAGCAGUCAAAUUCUAAUAAGGC
Molecule: messenger RNA, 5069 nt
Organism: Thalassophryne amazonica
Lineage: Eukaryota; Metazoa; Chordata; Actinopteri; Batrachoidiformes; Batrachoididae
Gene: phlpp2
Product: PH domain and leucine rich repeat protein phosphatase 2
Exons: 19
Coding region: 183-4478 (1431 amino acids)
Molecular function (GO): protein binding
Source: RefSeq, a predicted model, not a curated record